This is a messenger RNA of Miscanthus lutarioriparius, 573 nucleotides long. Lineage: Eukaryota; Viridiplantae; Streptophyta; Magnoliopsida; Poales; Poaceae. The record is from the annotation of a GenBank genome assembly.
AUGGCUCCCCCACCUCCCGACCGCUCCCCCAACCCCAGCCUGACGGAAGCCUCCCCGGCGCCGUCAGCCACCCCCAACCACCACUCCGGCGAUUCUGGUAAGUCCCUGUCUCCCGACGCGGCGCCCUUCUUCCUCCACUCCGCUGGCCGGUCCAAGAGCAUGCGCUGGGACGACUUCUCCCUCUCCGACGACUCUGACGGCUCCGACGACGAGCAGCGCCCCUCCUACCUCGACAUCGCGCGCCGUGGACUCUCCACUUCCUCGCCUGCGGUGAGCCCGGCUACGGCCGAGGGCGCUCCCCAGGCGACGACUAGAUGCGGGACCAACGACAUCACAAUCUCCGCCGCGCUGGACGCCAUCGUCGCAGAGGCGGAGAUCGACGGGAACGACAUCAUCCUCAGGCACUUCUUCCCGGAGAACUUCAUCAUCCUCUGCGCUUCCCAAGACGUCCGGGACUGUGUGCUCGCGGCCUCCCCGUUGCCGCUCGGAGCUACGUCGCUGGUCCUGCGCCUGGCGCACGCCGAGCUCUCGGUGUUGAAGUUCCGCGUCUCCCUGGUGAUAGACUUGACAUGA